CCAUGAAAAGUCCUACGAAUAAGCCUAUGUUCUAAUGUUUGAAAAUCCCAGAACUGAAAACUCUUUACAUUUAUUACUUGUAAGAUCAGAUGAUGUAUACCAAAUUAAACUUGUUUGUUGUUCUCACUCUUGUCUCAAUUCAAUCUCAUCUUUAUUUUAUUGAGGCUGCCACGGGUAAUGUGUAUAUUGUAUACAUGGGAGAAAAAAAGAAUGAAGAUCCAGCUAUAACCAAAAUGUCUCACUACAAAAUGCUGUCCAACUUGUUUGGAAGCAAGGAAGCAGCAAAAAGUUCAAUGCUUUAUAGCUACAAACAUGGCUUUUCCGGGUUUGCAGCGAGGAUGACAGAAUCUCAGGCAAAGGAAAUUGAAGCAUUUCCCGGUGUAAUCCAAGUGAUACCGAAUCACAUUCGCAAGCUUCAUACAACCCGAAGCUGGGAAUUCAUGGGGCUAAAUGACCAUUCUUCAGAAAAUCUUUUAAGUAGAAGCAACAUGGGUGAAGGAAUAAUCAUUGGUGUAAUAGACUCAGGAGUGUGGCCAGAAUCCGGGAGUUUCAAUGAUAAGGGCAUGAAUCCAAUUCCGUCUCAUUGGAAAGGAAUAUGCCAAGGGGGAGAGCUUUUCAACUCCUCAAACUGUAACAAUAAACUUAUCGGAGCUCGCUGGUUCAUCAAAGGUAUUUUGGAUCAAAACCAAAAGGCGAUUAAUACAAGUAAUGGGGAGGAUAUUCUCUCAGCAAGAGAUAGCUUAGGGCAUGGCACUCAUACAGCUUCCACAGCAGCUGGUAAUUUUGUAGAGAACGUAAACUACGAAGGACUAGCUGAUGGUUUGGCCAGGGGAGGGGCUCCAAGAGCUCACUUGGCAGUUUACAAGGUUUGUUGGUCUUUUGGAUCUGGAGGGUGUACUGAUGCGGAUCUUCUCAAAGCAUUUGACAAAGCCAUACAAGAUGGAGUCGAUAUUCUAUCGGUGUCCAUCGGCAAUUCUAUACCUUUGUUCUCAUUUCUAGAUCAUCGUAAUUCGAUUGCAAUCGGUUCCUUCCAUGCCACUUCUAAGGGAAUUACAGUAGUUUGCUCAGCAGGGAAUGAUGGUCCUACUGCAAUGACAGUUGAAAACACUGCUCCCUGGAUUAUUACCGUUUCUGCUACUACCAUGGACAGGGUCUUCCUGACAGCAAUCACACUAGGAAAUAACCAGACCCUAUGGGGGCAAUCUGUUGACACUAGAAUACAUAACCAUGGAUUCACUAGAAUCACAUUCUCCGAUCGUAUUGCCUUAAACAACAGCGAUGAUUCAGCCAUGUGGUGCAAGCGAGGAAGUCUCAAUGCCACAUUAGCAGCAGGGAAGAUCAUACUUUGUUUUUCACAAUCAAGAACACAUAACAUAUAUAGUGCUGCGAUUUCCGUGGCGGAAGCAGGAGGGGUAGGGCUUAUUUUUGCGCAGUAUAGCACCGAUGGGCUUGGCUCAUGCCAAUUUAUACCAUGCAUUAAAGUAGAUUAUGAAGUAGGGACUCAGAUGCUUUCCUACAUAAGAAACGCAAGGUCUCCAACUGCAAAGCUUAGUAUGCCGAAGACGGUCAUUGGGAAAUGGCUAUCUCCAAAAGUGGCAGAUUUCUCAGCCAGAGGGCCUAGUUCAAUUUCCCCAGCAGUUCUGAAGCCCGACAUAGCCGCGCCAGGAGUGGACAUCGUAGCCGCAUAUAUACCGUUUGGCGCAGAACAAACCACUGGUUAUGCACUAAUGUCAGGAACUUCAAUGUCUUGUCCUCAUGUUGCAGGCAUAACAGCUCUAAUCAAAUCAGUACAUAAGAACUGGUCUCCAGCAGCUAUUAGAUCAGCUCUGGUCACCACAGCAGCCUCCCAGACAGGAAGAGACGGAUCAUAUAUAGCAGAGGAGGGUUCAACUCGAAAGGCAGCUGACCCUUUUGACAUUGGCGGGGGACUAGUAAAUCCGAAUAGAGCAACCGACCCGGGGCUCGUAUAUGACACCGAAACAGACGAUUACGUCAAGUUCCUUUGCGGCACUGGCUUCAGCAGCAAGUCAGUGAGUGGUUUAACCAAAACCAAUGCUAAUUGCACCAAAGAUAGGUUUAAUGAGUUGAACCUCAACCUCCCAUCCAUCACUAUCCCAUACCUCAGAAGGAAAACUACAGUGACCCGAAAGGUAACGAACGUGGGCGCCGUUGAUUCGGUGUAUACAUCCAUGGUGCAAGCUCCACAAGGCGUGAAGAUAAAGGUAGAGCCUCGGACAUUGAGGUUCAAUGAAACCACCAAAAUUCUGUCAUUCAGAGUUACCUUCUUAUCGACUGGGAAAGUGUAUGGGGAUUAUAGAUUUGGGAGCCUGAUUUGGAGAGAUCCCAACCAUAUUGUCAGAAUUCCUGUAUCGGUACGAGUUAGUUUUGUUUAACUCGUAGCAGGAUGUUUACGAUUUUAAGAUACUGAAUUAUAUAUUAAGGGUAAACUAUAUC
Messenger RNA from Hibiscus syriacus, 2454 nucleotides. Its product is annotated as subtilisin-like protease SBT3.5. Lineage: Eukaryota; Viridiplantae; Streptophyta; Magnoliopsida; Malvales; Malvaceae. The record is from RefSeq and is a predicted model, not a curated record. The coding region runs from base 90 to 2393 and encodes 767 amino acids. Gene Ontology annotation, biological process: proteolysis. The transcript has 10 exons. Gene Ontology annotation, molecular function: serine-type endopeptidase activity.